This is a messenger RNA of Seminavis robusta, 675 nucleotides long. The record is from the annotation of a GenBank genome assembly. NCBI's taxonomy places the organism in Eukaryota, Bacillariophyta, Bacillariophyceae, Naviculales, Naviculaceae.
AUGAUCCCUCACAAUCUCACAUACAUGCGCCCUGCACAAAUCACGGACACUCAUUACAGCGAAACAUUCUGUAGCCUGCAGCGCGCAGAGUACUGGCUCCGGGAUGAUUCCAGCAACAAAAAACCUGUUCGUGAUCAUGUUUGCAAUGCAAUUGCCACAGUUGGAAGUAUUACUGCCAUGCAGUGGGCGCGCCAACAAGAAGGAUUUGCAUGGGAUGCGCGGACAUGCUGGCAUGCUGCUAAGAACGGACACUUGGAAUUGCUCCAAUGGUUAAGAGAGAAUGGUUGUCCAUGGAAUGAGUGGACGUGUGCUUUGGCUGCCGAAAAUGGCCAUUUUGAAGUUUUGAAUUGGGCUCGUGAAAAUGGUUGUCCAUGGAGUGUGAGAACAACUGCUUUUGCUGCUGUGGGUGGCCAUUUGGAAAUUCUGAAGUGGCUUCGUGCAAAUGGUUGUCCAUGGGAUGCUCGAACAUGCACUGCUGCUGCUGCAGGUGGACAUUUGGAACUUUUGGAGUGGGCUCAUGAAAAUGGUUGUCCAUGGGGUGUAGCAUGCACUGCUGCUGCCGAAAAUGGACAUUUGGAACUUUUGAAUUGGGCUCAUGAAAAUGGUUGUCCAUGGAAUGAAGAUACAUGUGCCUACUGUAUGCUGCUGAAGGUGGACAUUCUUUGGAAAUUCUAA